UCUGCCUUUCUUUCUUUUUGUUAAGCAAGGAAAUGACAUGACGAGCAUGAGCAUCACAACAACAAACCACAUUGGGCAUUUGGCUGGCUUCUGGCUAGAAGGCAAAAGGACAAUCCUAUCAACAGGCCCGCAACGAGCAUACGCGCUCCGCGCGAUAGGUCAUAUGAUGAUACCACAAACCCCGCCGCCGGGGGAUUUCAAAAUUGGAGAGUGUGUGUUGUACUUACCACCACACUCGCGAGCCUGGCAACGAGCACACGCGCUCCGCGCUCCGAGGCAAAUGAACCGCCAUCAAUUGUUUCUCAAAAAAGAUGCGCCAUGGGAUGGAACCUGAUUGUGUUCAGUAGGAGGGGGAUAGGAGGAUAGCAAUGGAAUAU
Molecule: messenger RNA, 377 nt
Organism: Cryphonectria parasitica EP155
Lineage: Eukaryota; Fungi; Ascomycota; Sordariomycetes; Diaporthales; Cryphonectriaceae
Exons: 1
Coding region: 38-334 (98 amino acids)
Source: RefSeq, a predicted model, not a curated record